Molecule: messenger RNA, 851 nt
Organism: Alosa alosa (allis shad)
Lineage: Eukaryota; Metazoa; Chordata; Actinopteri; Clupeiformes; Clupeidae
Product: C-type lectin domain family 4 member E-like
Exons: 4
Coding region: 1-498 (165 amino acids)
Source: RefSeq, a predicted model, not a curated record
AUGGAUUAUAUUCAAAAAGAAGAGGAAACCCAGAAUGCCUAUGCCAAUUUGGACAACAGAGGUGAAGCUAAUGUUUACGAAACCCUCAAUCUCAAUGCAAAUCCCUCUAAAGAAGAUGGUAGCUGUGCUGAUGGCUGGCAGAGAUUCAAAAGUAGCUAUUACUAUGUCUCCACUGAAGCCAAGGAUUGGAGCACAAGUCGAAAGGACUGUCAGACAAAACAAGGUGAUCUGGUGGUCAUAGAUAGCAGAGAGGAACAUGAGUUUUUGGUAACAUGGAAAAAGAAUUUCACUGUGUUCUGGAUUGGCCUGAGUGACAUAGAGACAGAGGGAGUUUGGACAUGGGUGGAUGGCACAAGGCUCCAUCAAGAAUACUGGAAAUCGGGAGAACCCAACAAUGUUGGUCAAGAUGAAGACUGUGCUGUUUCCCAUCAUUCAAGUUGGCUUCAUUGGAACCUACAACUAUGGAAUGAUAUUUCUUGCUCUACAAAGUCGCACUGAAUCUGUGAAUGCAACCCUCAUUAAUAUAGUUGUAAUAUUUCUGAUGUUCUUUUAACAUUUUGAUGGCCCUUGUAUUGCUUAAAGCUUGUAUAUUACCACAUCUCCUGCAGAUACACAAGACUUAUCACCCACCUGUUCACUAUGGGUCAUUUACUGUUAAAGGAACAUGCCAGUUUUUGAGGGAUAUUUGCUUUUUUGUCUACUCCAGAGUUAGAUAGCCCAGUGCAAUAACUCAGUUUGACAGAAUUAAGCUUAAGCUUAGCAUAAUUCACUGGAAGUGAAUUACACCAGUUAGUCUAUAGCAAGCACACAAGGGAACUAUUUGAGAACUGGUGUAACCCACUUCCAGUGAA